Molecule: messenger RNA, 5466 nt
Organism: Equus quagga
Lineage: Eukaryota; Metazoa; Chordata; Mammalia; Perissodactyla; Equidae
Gene: PEPD
Product: peptidase D
Exons: 13
Coding region: 67-1350 (427 amino acids)
Molecular function (GO): metalloaminopeptidase activity; manganese ion binding
Source: RefSeq, a predicted model, not a curated record
CCCCUCGGUGGGUCCCGGCCGCGCUCAGCUGACGCCGCGCUUCACGUGACGCUGAGCAGGGCAAGCAUGGCGGUGGCCGCCGGACCUUCAUUUUGGCUGGGGAACGAAACCCUGAAGGUGCCCCUGGCACUGUUCGCCCUGAACCGGCAGCGCCUGUGCGAGCGCCUGCGGGCGAGCCCGGCCGUGCAGGCCCGCUCCGUCGUGCUGCUGCAGGGCGGGGAAGAGACCCAGCGCUACUGCACCGACACUGGCGUCCUCUUCCGCCAGGAGUCCUUCUUCCACUGGGCAUUCGGCGUGACCGAGCCAAACUGCUACGGCGCGAUUGACGUUGACACUGGAAAGUCGAUCCUGUUUGUGCCCAGGCUUCCUGCCAGCCAUGCCACCUGGAUGGGAAAGAUCCACUCCAAGGAGCACUUCAAGGAGAAGUAUGCCGUGGAUGACGUCCAGUACACAGACGAGAUCGCCAGUGUCCUGACGUCACAGAGCCCCUCUGUCCUCCUCACCUUGCGCGGCGUCAACACCGACAGUGGCAGUAUCUGCAGGGAGGCCUCCUUCGAGGGCAUCAGCAAGUUCAAUGUCAACAACACCAUUCUUCAUCCGGAGAUUGUGGAGUGCCGGGUCUUUAAGACGGACAUGGAGCUGGAGGUCUUGCGCUACACCAAUAGGGUCUCCAGCGAGGCCCACCGGGAGGUAAUGAAGGCUGUAAAAGUGGGAAUGAAAGAAUAUGAGAUGGAAAGUCUCUUCGAGCACUACUGCUACUCCCGGGGCGGCAUGCGCCACAGCUCCUACACCUGCAUCUGCGGCAGUGGGGAGAACUCGGCUGUGCUGCACUAUGGACAUGCUGGGGCCCCCAACGACCGGACCAUCCAGGACGGAGACAUGUGCCUGUUCGACAUGGGCGGUGAGUAUUACUGCUUCUCUUCUGACAUCACCUGCUCCUUUCCCGCCAAUGGCAAGUUCACCGCAGACCAGAAGGCCAUCUACGAGGCGGUGCUGCGCAGCUGCCGUGCUGUCAUGAGCGCCAUGAAGCCAGAGCUGUCUGCCAGGCAGGGGGGACUAUGCAGAGACUGCGCAAGGCAGCCACGCUCGGCUCAGCAUCGAGGCACCUACAGCCCAGGCGCACGCUGCCCCCUGCCCUUCCACAGGGUGAGUGGGUCCCCAGAGGUCCUGGCAGCAGACGGGUCUACAGUGGUGUGGGCUGGAGGCCCUCAGCCCAGCGCCAGCUCGGCCUGCCAGGCAGCUCCCUGCGGCCCACAAGCCUACCCCAGGACCCCAGCCCUGAACCUUCCCGCCUGCACCCCCAGGGCCUGGCGCACACAUCAUCCCCUGAGGGCCAUUGUCUUCAGAUGAAGUGAGCUCUUUGUUUGGAUGUGUCUGUGAGGAUGCAACUCGAGGGGCCCUCUGCUGCCUUGCUGGCUCAGCUCAGGGCCUCAGAGACCCCAAGGCUGUCACACUCUGGGCAGGAGGCCUCAAGGCAGUGAUGGAUGCUGCUAAGGCUCUGAGGAGCUGGCCCAAGCAGCAGGCCCAGCAGGCUCCCAGCCCAUCAGGAGGUGUGGCCAGAGGAGGACCAGGUGGGCACAGAAGGACAGCUGGUGACCUAGGGCCACUCUGGACACAUACUGGGGCACAAGGGUGGGGUGCAGACCCAGAGGCUACCCUGCCUCCCUGGAAUCUGACUGCAUGGAGGAGCAGGGUCGGGCACACCCAACUUUCGGGUCAUGCCAGGAGGGAGGCUGGGGUUCCUGCUAAGGCCACACGUUUACCAGGCUGGAGCAGGGCACAGGCCUCUCCCUCUCUGGGCUCAGAGGCCACGUCCAGCCAUGGCUGUGGCAGUGCAGUGCUACACUGUGGCAGGAGGAGCUCUGGCAGUACAGCAAGGAGCAGUCAGGGAGGGCUUCCUGGAGAAAGCCUCAACACAGGCCCGUGGGAGGGAUGGGAGUGAGUCUGGGAAGGUGGGGUCCUUGGAGGCGUGGUCCCGACUCAGGGAACAGCAGGUGGAAGGGAAGGGGAGUGCCAGCACUGAGGCAUUGACCCAGGAGCGGGUGAGGGAUGAGGCUGCAGAGCAAAGCCAGGCUGAGGAACUCGGGGCUCUGUCCUCAGGGUGGGGCCAGUCUGACCCAUGUGCUAAAGAGACGACCCUGGUAUUUGACUUUAUGCAGGAGGCCGUGGGGGAUGAGGCAUUGCAAGAGCCGGGGAGAAACCCGGGCCGAGGUCCAGGAGAGGUGGGGACCCGCAAGGGGUCAAGAUGCUUUGGGGAAGAGGAGACAGAUGUGCGUGCUGGAGGUGGGAGGGAGGCAGGGCACGUGACGCCCAGUCCCUGCAGCGUGAUCCCCACUGUGCGUCCCCAGUGUGAGCAGGCUUGGGGGACCGCCGAUGCCUUCUGGCCGGUCGUGUGGGCUCUGAGGUGCCUGGGGCUGCCGCGGGAGGGGAGCCCCGCAGUCAGGCCAGGGGCUGCCCCCACCGUGGUCUGGGCCUGGCCGGUGGGGGGCCCUGUGGCAUGUGCCCACCCCAUAGCCUAGCCCAAGGACAGUAACCUCCACACACUUCAGGGGCCUCUGCCCUGGCUGUGGGUGUCGUAACCACCAUCCGGGCCAGACACUGGGGCCAAAUUGCUGGAGGUUUAAUCACUGUCACAACCCUAACCACACACAGGCAGAAACUCCCACUCCGGGCCAAGAGUGCUGUGUGGAAGGCCUUCCCCGAGGGUGCACGGGCGAGGAGACUUGAGGCGCCGCGGGGACCGCCUGGGCCCGUGCAUCCGGCCCCCACAAGGGGCCGUGAGGACAGGAGAGGAGCCGAGCUGCCGGCACGCAGCAUGAUUUAUACCUGCCUCCCGCCCUCUGCCGAGGCCCCGCGCUGGAAGUGAGCCCGGAUUGUAGUCAGGCUGUUUCCUGGGGCUCCUUUGUGGUGACCAGAAAAGACCCCUGCCCCAGAGAAAUGAGGCUGCGCAGGGGUUGGGGCAUCGGCCACCACACAGGACGCCCUUCCUCAGCCCUGGGGCCAGGCCGGCUGCCGGAGCCGAGUUUGCAGAGCCUAGGGAAGAGUGCCGCCCCUGACCGGGUGCUCACUCUGCUUGGCCCCGGGGUGCCCUGGAGGCAGCCACUCCUCUGUGGGAGGACGAGAAGCAAGUGGGCAGGCCCGUCUAGUGGACAAGGGACAAGGGGGAAUGUGCACAGGGAAAAAGCAUCACGACAGCACAGAGAGCAGCUGGCUGGGGAAGGUCUCGCCAGGGAGGGGCCGACUUACAGGAACCCCCUCCGCCCCCCGCCCCCUCGCUGAGGGUGAAGAGUCACAGGCCUGCCCAGUGCAGUCCAUCAGCAGAGUCUGAUGCAGAGUCCUUCCGGAACAGGCGGCCUGGCCUGGGGAGGCCAGGUGGGGUGGGGGGAUCUUAGAGGAGAGCGAUCCCUGAGGCCGGGGCAGGCUUGCCUUGUGCCCCAGGAACACAGUGGACUUGAAGUUUGAAUCCAGGGUCUGGUUGGCCUGACGGUGAUGGAAGAAUAGUGGCUAAUGACAGUUUUUGGGGGGACACUGACCCGGUCCACUGGUAGACGCCAGAGCCCCUUCGGCUGGCUUUCUAGGGCCAACAUUGUGGCCGUGUGACAAUACAGGCAUCUGAGGCUCACGGAGGUGAAGCCUUAAUCAGGUCACACAGCAGGUGAGCAGCCGAGCGGGGCUCCAGUUGCCGGGGUCUCCAUUUCAGGAUGCAGACCAUCAGGGGUGCGGCCUGGCCUCUCCCUCCGUGCUGCUGUGGUCACUGCCAGACUCCAGACCCCAGGAUGCCACCCCCACCUCAGCACCUCGUGGGCCGAGGCAGACAGAGCCAGACUCUAAGGAGGCCCACUGUCUCUUGGGACAGGUCUGGGCGUCCUUCACUCGGCUUCUCUGCGCCUUGGGCCAUGGACUGGCCAGUGCCCUAUGAACUGGCCAGGAUGCAACCUCACCCGCUUGCUCAGAGCCUGGAUCCUGAGGAUCCAGGAGGUUGGAUCAGCCCUGUGCCUCCAGCCCACCCAAGACCUCAACUGUGGGGCUCUGUCUGGCAGGGAAGGGGCCCCCGCGUGGGAGACUCGUGCACAGCGAGUGUGUCAGAGAGAUGAUGGCCUGUGUCCCAGGGUGGGCUCUCAUCUGUCUCUACCCCUUGAGCCCGUCGUCUGCCCUCUGCCAGUCACAAAAGUUCAGAGAGCCCUGAGCCCAGACCCUGGUGGCCCAGCCCUUACCAGCGCAAGGUCCAGUGAGGCCCCUCGUGGUAUGGAGUCCCUGCCAGUGCUCCCGUCUUAUGGCAGUGGUCAUCAGAGAUGGGGGAUAUGGAGAGCAGGGCAUGGUGGGGAGGCCCCUUGGGAGCCAGGGUUGCUCCCCACGUGCAGGGGGCCACAGCACUGCACAGGGGUGCAGGACCCCACCCUGUCCACCUGGCCCUGCGUGUCAUGGAGCCACUGGCCUCAGCCAGCACGUCUUGCCCCAAACUCAGCCCUCAUGGGUUGGGGCAGGGAGCUUCACUGGCCUAGGUCCUUGUCUGGUGCUUAGGCUGGGAGCCCAGUGCCAGUGAGCGAGCCUGAAGCUGGGGAUUCCACGGAGCCCAGCGGGCAGGGCAGGCAUGCCCCAGUAAUGGCUGUUGCUCUUUGAGGGUAGCUUUCCGAGAGCCCUAGGCUGUCCCCCAGGGCCUUUCAGGAGGCCAGACAGGCCUGAGCCCCACAAAGCCUGCGCACCCCGAAACUCAGUGUCUGGGGCUGCUUUCCACAGUGAUCUUUGCCCCAGAAAUGUGGGGCAAAGAUGAGUGUGAUUAGCAGCCUGGGCUUGGACAGCUGGGCUGCCAUAGAGACAGUCACCAGCGCUGGGAGCAGGCGGGGCUGCAGACCCUGCCAGGCAGCCCAUGAGGCUGUGCCAGCGCACCUUCUCCCCAGAAACCUUUGCUCUCCACAGCUGCUCCAAGGGUGACUCAGCCCCGUUCGGGGAUGUGCAGGGAUGUGUUCCUCCCACAGUCCCAGCUUCCCCCUGGCCCACAGCCUGGAGCUCUGAGACAGCGUUCGGACCUGAGCCUUGGUCUGGGGCUCACUGAGGCCACCCCACAUCUGCUGUUGGGGACAUACACUUUCUCCUCCGGAUGCUCAGGCACCUUGCUGGGCUCCCCUGGCCCCAGAAGCACACAUGGGCCAAGGGUGGUCACAGCAUGGGCUGAGGAGUAGAAUGAGCUGGGCCCCUGUGGGAAGCAGGUAUUUGAGUGCCCCUGGCCAUGGAUGACAGAAGCCUACCCCUGAGGGCACGAUGGAGAGUGAGGAACGGUCUCAAGAUCCAGAGCUGGGGCUGGGAAAGUCCUGCAUGGAGGGCCGCCCCAGGCCAUGUCACCCCUACCCCUCACCUCAGGCCCUCCAGCCUCAGCCAGUGCGAGGGCUUCGCAUGUCCCCGAACUUUGCCCAGGGGAGCCCUGGCCAGGCUGCCAGUCUCCACAGCUCAUUGCAGCCUCCUUCUGAG